CGGAAAGAGAUGAUUCCUGAAACAUCCUGCCUUUUCCUCUGCAUCAUCGACGUGGCAAAAUGUCAGUCCCCACGAACCAAGGCCAUCAUGGAGGAUUCCGUUUUAUUUUAAUAUAUUCUCUAUACAGCAGCAACGCUUUGCUUUGAGAAUACAGGCUUUCUUCCUUGUAAUUUCUCCUUUCAAUUUUUAAUCUCGACCUGGACACGGGAUAACUCAGAUCCUUUCGAGGCUAAAUGUACUUCACUUCAUUCAACUUACCCUCAUAUGGAAUGAUCUCAAAGCCUUUUGCCAUCCUCUAUCAGGAGGUUGGUCAAGGUUCAUAAGGAAGAAGAAGGCUGGUAAAGGUCGAGGAGAAGAUGAGAAAGGAGGAAGGAGGCUGGUAAAAGGAUGAGAAAGCCAGGAGAUAGGAAGGGGGUAGGAAAAGAGAGAAGUUUCUUUUCAGAAAUCUUCACAGACCAAUCCAGGUUUCUGCCUUCACCCAGGCUGGACUUUACUACUCCAGCUGCUACUUCAUCCUGGAGGCACCUUGCCUCUUCUCUACCCGAAUGGUGCUACUUUCUGCUGAUCCAGGAUCUAGACCUCCUUUGUCCCUUACUUCAGAGCUGGUGUUCCAGGUCUCUCCUACUGGUAGAACCCACACCAGGAAACAAGAACUUGCCCCUAGACAAUAUUUCUCUAAACUAAGAAACCUCUUUAUUAGUUUGAAUUUGACCCUCCAACAAUUGUUUCGCCCUCUUUGAAGACUCAGGAGCUUUUGUCCUUGAACCUUCUUCAUCCUUUGAGGAGAAAUUUCUCCCUAGGAUAGCUUUAGGUCAGGUCCUUGGUGCCAACAUGCUAGUCUGUUUUUAUGAAUAGGACCUUGCCUAUUUCCUGAUUGGCAUGGCUGAGCCAAGACAGGUUCCAGGUGGCCGUGAGACUCCACAAGGGGAGCUUCGGCCAGAUGUUGUUGAAGAUGAGGCCUCUGUGAGUUCAGGUCCAGAGGAGAUGGGAGGAGGAAGAAGUGGCAGUAGCAGUGAGACAAAGUUAUCUCCUAGAGAGGAGGAAGAACUGGAUCCUAGAAUACAGGAAGAGCUAGAGCACUUGAACCAGGCCAGUGAAGAAAUCAACCAAGUAGAGUUACAACUGGAUGAGGCCCGGACCACAUAUCGGAGAAUCUUACAAGAGUCAGCUCGAAAGCUCAAUACACAGGGCUCUCACUUGGGAAGCUGCAUUGAUAAGGCCCGGCCAUAUUAUGAGGCACGGAGGCUGGCCAAGGAGGCUCAGCAGGAAACACAGAAGGCAGCCCUGCGCUACGAACGGGCAGUGAGCAUGCACAAUGCUGCUCGAGAGAUGGUGUUUGUGGCAGAACAAGGUGUCAUGGCUGACAAGAACCGGCUUGAUCCUACAUGGCAGGAGAUGCUUAAUCAUGCCACCUGCAAGGUGAAUGAGGCAGAGGAAGAACGUCUUCGGGGAGAGCGGGAGCACCAACGGGUGACCAGGCUAUGCCAACAGGCUGAGGCCCGGGUACAGGCCUUACAAAAGACUCUUAGGCGAGUCAUUGGCAAGAGCCGUCCAUAUUUUGAGCUUAAGGCUCAGUUUAACCAAAUUUUAGAGGAACACAAGGCCAAGGUGACUGGACUGGAACAACAAGUGUCUCAGGCCAAGACCCGCUACUCUGUUGCCCUGAGAAAUCUUGAGCAGAUCAGUGAGCAGAUCCACGCCCGCCGCAGGGGUUUGCCUCAGGCCCCAGUUCACAGGCGUUCUUCCCCUGUGGGGGCUGAAGCUGGACCUGAGAGUGGGGAUAGUGGAGACCCCAGGGUUGAGGGGGCAGAGGGUGGAUAUCUGGAGGAAAGUGGGACCCUUGAACCUGGCCCUGCCCCUGAUACCUUGAGCCUCCUGAGCCUUCGCACUGUUGCCUCAGACCUACAGAAAUGUGAUUCAGUAGAACACUUGAGGGGCCUUUCGGACCAUGCCAGCUUGGAUGGCCAGGAGCUAAGCCCUGAGGGUGGUGGAGAUCGAGGGAGUGGGAGUCGGGGUCGUCACCAACGAAGCAUCAGCUUGUAGCCCUCACUUUCCCAAAGAGUUGGGAGUGUCUCUUCUUUUUGUCCCUGAACCUUUUCUCACUCAGGGGGUUCUUACAGACUCUGUUGGUGUCCCUUUUCCCUUUGAGUGCUCCUCUAUUUUGAAAAGCCUCUAUCACCUCUGUCUCUGAUGCUCUCUUCUUUUUCUCUCCUCACUGUCUCAUGCACUUCUCUUUCACUAUUGUAGAUCUCACUUCUGCCUUAUUCUUAUUCUGAGAGGCUCUUCUCACCCCUCUCUUUCCUAGCUUGGGCUCUUCUCUAUCCAUCAUUCUCUGUCUCCUACCUGAAUUUCUGUUUGUGUUUCACCAUUUUUGUCUGUCUCACCCCUCUCUUCUUCCCCUCAGGGAAUUCAGUCCAGAAGGAAACUGACCAGGGGAGUGAUACUGUCCAUGGAGGCUCCAAGUUGCUUUUCUCAUUCAUGCUACACCCCAACCCAAUCCCAUAGACACAUUUUCCACAAUCAUCUUUCCCCUCUUUAAGAUUCUAAUCUCUUACUAAGGCCCCCCAAAUGCUGCUGGACCCUACUGGGGAUUCUUAUGUUUUUUUGCCCUAUCCUAAACUGCCUAGAUUGUAACCCUACAAUAUAAGAAGUUCAUUUAUUCAAGAUGCCUUUCACCAGAUUUUCUCUUAGAUUUUUAUUGACUCAAAAACCCCCUACAAAAACCCCCUCAAAACUCAAAAAACAGUUAAGUCUUAUAGGGUGAUGGUAAAGAAAUCUGAGAUUGACUCCCUCUUUCUUGGUCCCCAAAUCAGCAAUGAUAGUCUAGGUUUCCUGCCAGUGGGCUAUGUAAACAGGGUUCCUGUUUCCAACGGCUUUGGUGUUUUUUCAUCCAACUUCUGAUUUUUUUAAGAUUGACACGGUUCUAUUGGAGUCUAAUUUGAGAGAUCAUUUUGGGAGGGCCGGGAGUGAGAUUGUUCGAACUUUAAAAUAAAUGACCUCCCUCUGUGCUCUUGUUGCUAGUGAUUCACCAUGUUUUAUCUAUCAAGUGGAAAAUGCCUAGUCCUCUUCUCCAGCUGCCCAAUAUAUGAGUCAAGGAUAGAUUUAUGAACUACUGUUCCUCAUUUUACCAUCUCUCUUACAUCAUGGGUAGGAGAAUUUGGGUACUGUUGGGGCUAGACCCAAUUCCCCCCUAUCCCCCUUCCCCUCCUCCAAUAUAAAUUUCUAUUUCUAUAUCCCUCUUAACUUGGCUGCUAUAUUCCCUUCCCACCUCCUAUCCCCACCUGUAUCCACCAUCUGUAGAAGACGGAGAAUAAGAUGUGCCAAUGAGAGCCCCUUAAUUCUUUAAUUAUAGCUCCAAGGAAAUUAGAGCCUAGAGAGGUCUGUCAUAUCUAUAGUAUAUACAGUGACCCUCACACAUCCUUAGGUUGUAUGUUAAGGGGAUGUUAUUUUCCUUUUUGACUAUCUAGAAGACAUGGAAAGUGGUUCCUUUUGACAGGGGCUAUAGAGAAAUCCAUUUGUCUUUGUUUCUUACUUCAUCUGUAUUUCAUAGGUACUCUUCUACCCCCCUUCCCACCCCCCUUAAGGCACUCAUCUCUGCAUAUGUGUUUUGGGAGAACAAAGGUUUACAUUUUAAACUCUUAUCCUGAAUGUUGUUUCCCCAGAGCGGGGCAAAAUGGUCAUAAUGAAAACCAUUGUGUUUGAAGUGACUGUUGUGUAGAAGUGGAAGGAGGACGGGGGAGUGUAUAUGAGAAUGGAGGGGCAGACUGAUAGGAUUUUAUUUAAAUAAAAAAUGAACUGGAAUUUCUUCCUGUCUAUUGUCUGUAUACAAAGGGAAAUGGUGAAUAGCAAUGAGGAAGAUUAUAAAAUUUGAAAGUCUCCAACUGAUUUCAACUGCUAGGCUUAUCUAGCCUUUGAUUUUGAGAUAAGCGUUGGUAUCACAGUACCUACUAGAAUUUAAUUUUGUUUUGUAAACUUUGAAAUAACUCAUAAAUAUGUUAUCUGUAAACAAAGAAAUCUUAAUCUCUAGAAUUCUAGUAAGCUUUUAUGGCCUAUAGGACACUUCUAUCUAAGAAAUAUGGCCUAUCAGUAUACAAACUCAGCACAUCUGAAAAGUUUCUUACCUUCCAAAUUUGCUUCUCCUUUCUAUCAGUAGUACUUGUUUGCCAUGAUUCAAACUUUGUUUUUUUGACGCUUCUUCACUUUUUAUGUCUAUAAAUAAAUUCUUGGUGACUAAAUAGCA
Molecule: messenger RNA, 4240 nt
Organism: Monodelphis domestica (gray short-tailed opossum)
Lineage: Eukaryota; Metazoa; Chordata; Mammalia; Didelphimorphia; Didelphidae
Gene: SH3BP5L
Product: SH3 binding domain protein 5 like
Biological process (GO): intracellular signal transduction
Cellular component (GO): cytoplasm
Molecular function (GO): protein kinase inhibitor activity
Source: RefSeq, a predicted model, not a curated record